AGAGUGGGAGGAGUGUAAACCGGGAGCAGUGAAAACUGGGAGUAGAGAGCACUUUCCCAGACACUGGAAAUCUGUGUGCGACUGACUGAGGAACGUACUUCAGCCUCCCAACUUUCGUGCAACUCAGCCCGCUGGCUGGAAACUCAGGAGGUGUGAGCCUGCAAGCUCCCAUCUCCAUCUCGGCUGCUGAGAGCAAAUGCUGAGGGCAGAGCCUGGGAGAGUUUAGACCAUGUCUCUCCGCUUGUCCUGCUGGCUGAUUGCAGCGUCUCUGCUCCUGAUCCACACACACAGCGUGGAGGCAGCGGCAUGCCAUGGUUGUACAUCAACUUCCAAAUGCGAUUGCAGUGGUGUGAAAGGAGAUAAGGGAGCAAUAGGUUUGCCUGGUUUUGCGGGGCCCAUAGGAAUGCCUGGAUUCCCGGGAGUUGAAGGUCCUGCUGGUCCUUUGGGGUCGAAGGGUGAUCUUGGAGAGCCGGGUCUAACAGGAAAGAAAGGGAUUCGGGGUCCAGCUGGUUCGCCAGGAUUCCCAGGAACUCCAGGACUGCCUGGUUUACCAGGACAGGAUGGACCACCAGGACCACCUGGAAUCCCAGGAUGUAAUGGCACAAAGGGUGACCUUGGACCAUUGGGACCCCCAGGAUUACCAGGUCUCCAAGGAUCUCCAGGUCGACCAGGCAUUCCGGGUACAAAGGGAGACCCAGGAGAGAUUUAUGGUAUUUCAGUUUCGAAGGGGGAGCCAGGGUUCCCCGGACCACCAGGAAAACAGGGUGAACCAGGCAUUCCUGGAUUGCAAGGACCAACUGGCCCACCAGGUUAUCCUGGACCUGUAGGUCCCCCAGGCAUCCCUGGCCCUCCAGGACCAAAGGGGAACAUGGGAGUACAGUUUUAUGGACCAAAGGGUCAGAAGGGUGAACAAGGAGUUCAAGGACCCCCAGGUCCACCUGGUAAUACGGGGUCCCAAACAGGAACAACAUCAAAAAUCAUCAUAGGAGAAAAGGGUCAGAAAGGUGAUCAAGGGUCACCAGGACCUAGGGGCUUCCGUGGCAGCCCUGGUCCUUCGAUUAUUGGAAUGAAGGGGAAUAAAGGAGAGUUGGGAGAACCAGGGAAACGUGGUAAACCUGGAAAAGACGGUGAACCGGGUCUCCCAGGACGUGAUGGCCAGCGAGGUGACCCAGGAUAUCCAGGUCUCCCAGGACGGGAUGGUCCCAAGGGAGAGAAAGGCAACCGUGGCAUUGAGGGUCCUCCAGGUGUUAUUGUAGAUGCAGCUGGAAACGUUAUUUAUGGGACCAGAGGAAAUCCUGGUGACCCGGGUCCACCUGGGAAACAAGGUGAACGAGGUCCUCCAGGCCCCCCGGGAUUUGCAGGAGAACCAGGCCCUCCAGGUCUCUCAUUGCAAGGUGAGAAAGGUCUCCCAGGGUUCACAGGUGAACGAGGUCAGAAAGGAGACAAGGGUGAUCCUGGAUUAUCGCUGUCAGGUUUACCAGGAAAGGAUGGUUUAAGGGGCCUCCCUGGGCCCCCCGGACCCCCAGGACCUGCAGUGUCUAUUGAGAAUUGUCGAAGUUUUCCAGGGCUACCUGGACCUGUCGGACCACCAGGUUUACCAGGAGAGGCUGGACUGAAAGGUGCCAAGGGUGAUACUUGUUUCCACUGUAACUUCACUGCUCUACCCGGACCACAGGGACACCCAGGACCUCCUGGAAGGACAGGUGAGCCCGGAAUUCCAGGGUCUAAGGGAGACCGUGGUCCGCCAGGAAGAGUGGGAUUCCCAGGUCAACCUGGAGCUAAUGGUGUCCCAGGGCCAAUUGGCAUUCCUGGUCCAAAAGGUGAUCCAGGUGAUAUCCAAACGUUGCCUGGAGUGAAAGGGGAUCGAGGUGAUCCUGGCUUUCCAGGGUCUCCAGGUGUGCCAGGUCUGGAUGGGUUACCUGGGAAAGAUGGAAUUCAAGGACUACCAGGUCCCAAAGGCGAACCAGGAAACAUCGGCUUCAAAGGAGAGAAGGGUUUGCCAGGACCCCCCGGUUUAACUGGAACACCAGGAGAUCAGGGCUCUCCUGGACUCCCAGGAGUUGGGCAGCCAGGCUUUCCAGGAGAAAAGGGUGAGCGUGGAUUUCCCGGACAGCCAGGAUUACCUGGUGCUUCAGGUCAGAAGGGUGAAUCAGGGAGUUCUUUCAGUAAACCAGGACCCCCGGGUCUCCCUGGGCCACAAGGAUUAAGAGGCGAGUCUGGGAGCAGAGGUGACCCUGGCCUUCCAGGGAGCCCGGGUUUACAAGGAGCUACAGGACCAAAAGGUGAUCCUGGUCUCCCUGGCAUUGGAUUCCCAGGCCCAACAGGUGCAAAAGGCACACCCGGAAUUCAAGGACAGCCAGGUCUUCCUGGAGCUCCAGGACAGCCAGGGAAUGAUGGCAUCCCAGGCCAAGCAGGACCCCCAGGACCAAAGGGACAACCAGGUGUGGGACUACCUGGCCCCCGGGGAUUUCCAGGUGUCCCAGGACUAGAUGGAGUUCAAGGAGACAAAGGUGAUCCAGGAAUCCCUGGAAUACCAGGACCACCAGGAAACCCCGGAUUACCUGGCUUCCCAGGUGAUGCAGGCAGAACAGGCCCAAUGGGACCGCAGGGCCCUUCUGGACCUCCUGGACCAGCAGGAGUUGGGCCUCCAGGUCAGCAAGGCAAACCAGGGCUACAGGGACCACCAGGCCUCCCAGGAUUCCAGGGCUUACCAGGCGUGAAGGGUGACCCUGGCUUUCCAGGUCUGGACAUCCCAGGGCCACAGGGGGAAAAGGGGAAUCAAGGAUCUAAAGGCUUUCCUGGACCACCAGGUCUUCCAGGGCAAAUUGGAUUCCCAGGAAAAGAUGGUCCUCCAGGACUUCAAGGUCCCAAAGGAGAAAUGGGGGUCAUGGGUACGCCUGGAAGCCAAGGUUUACCUGGAUCUCCAGGGAAUGUGGGAUUUCCUGGUCUGAAAGGUGACAAAGGUUUGCCUGGUUUUCCGGGUCCCCCUGGGAAAGCCGGUGAGAAGGGGACCAAAGGAGAAGUUGGUCUUGUGGGAAAGCCUGGAGUCAUAGACAUAAAUGAGAUGGAAAAAAUGAAAGGACAGAAAGGAGAUGUGGGAGAUCCAGGUAGGUCAGGCUUUCCAGGAGAAAAGGGCUAUCAAGGCAUCCCGGGUGACCCAGGGAUGCCAGGAAAAGAUGGACAGCCCGGUUUACCAGGACAGCCAGGGCCAGCGGGAGAUCCGGGAAGACCGGGAGAGCCAGGAAUCACGGGUGCUCAGGGACAGAAAGGAACAAUUGGGGAAAUGGGCCUGCCAGGUCCCGUUGGGCCCCCCGGUGCACAAGGUGAGCCAGGACAGACAGGGAUGCCUGGUUAUACAGGGCGGCCUGGUGACAAGGGCGAGAAGGGCAGCCCAGGAGUACCAGGAAUUGGAGUUCCAGGUGAUCCAGGACCAAAGGGAGAUCCUGGUCUGACGGGCUUCCCAGGUGACCUUGGCCUGAAGGGUGAGUCCGGUUUUCCGGGUUUGCCGGGAACACUAGGUCCGCCAGGACCGAAGGGAGAUUUAGGUUCUCCAGGAAUCCCAGGUAACCCAGGGCUCUCAGGAAGAAAAGGCAACAUUGGCCUCCCAGGUGAACCAGGUUUCUCAGGCAUUCCAGGACAGCCAGGUCCUCCUGGUCCUCCAGGAAUCCCAGGACUGCAAGGAGAGAAAGGCUCAAGAGGUCUUGAUGGAAUACCAGGAACAAUUGGUGAAAAAGGAAGUCAAGGUAUCCCAGGAAGAGAUAUGCCAGGGUCUCCGGGUCUACCAGGAUCUAAAGGUUUGAAGGGUGACUCUGGUUUACCAGGAUACCCGGGCUCACCUGGAGUCCCAGGUAUUAAAGGAGACCGAGGAUUUCCAGGCCCUAAAGGCCAUCAGGGCAUUCAAGGUCCACCAGGACCCCCGAACGUGGCUCUGGAGGGGCCAAAAGGUGAAAAAGGAAAUGUGGGUGAAGUUGGCCAUCCAGGGGCCCCGGGAAUUCCAGGAGGGCCUGGAGCUCCAGGAUUGGAUGGAGCCAAAGGUGACAAAGGAGAUAAAGGUAGCCCAGGACCCCAGGGCUUUCCAGGACCAAAGGGAGAGCAGGGAAUCCAGGGGUCUCCUGGUGUUGCUGGUUACCCAGGUGUUCCAGGACAGAAGGGUGAAUCAGGACCUCAUGGAGUUCCAGGAUUUGUCGGAAUCAAAGGUGUUCCAGGACCACCCGGAUAUCCAGGGCCACAGGGUGAUCGAGGACAACCUGGGCCACCAGGUCUACCCGGUCCUGUUGGUCCACAAGGCCCUCUGCAGGUCGUGAAGGGAGAUCCUGGAUUUCCUGGUCGCCCAGGAGAAGACGGACCAAAGGGAUACCCUGGGUUUCCAGGCAUUAAAGGAGACAAGGGUCCAGUAGGUCCAAUCGGUGCUGCUGGUGAACCAGGGUCUCCUGGAUUUGAGGGGAGGCCUGGACUGAAAGGAGAAAUUGGCCCAUCUGGUCCAGCAGGUCCAAGGGGUUAUCCAGGACCUGCAGGCCCAGAAGGAACUCCUGGUCCUCGGGGAUAUCCUGGCCCUCCUUCAAUAGCUCAUGGCUUCCUUGUGACCCGACACAGUCAAACAACAGAGGCUCCCAGUUGUCCUCAAGGGACGUCGAAAAUCUAUGAUGGCUUCUCGCUGCUUUAUGUCCAGGGCAAUGAAAGGGCUCACGGUCAAGACUUGGGCACAGCGGGCAGUUGCUUGCGUAGAUUCAGCACGAUGCCAUUCCUUUUCUGUAACAUCAACAAUGUCUGCAAUUUCGCGUCAAGAAAUGACUAUUCCUAUUGGCUGGCCACGCCAGAACCAAUGCCAAUGAGUAUGGCACCUGUGGUUGGUCAAUCCAUUGAGCCAUUUAUCAGCAGAUGCUCUGUUUGUGAAGCUCCAGCAAUGGUGAUUGCUGUCCACAGCCAAACAAUUCAAAUCCCACUCUGCCCCAAUGGUUGGACUUCCCUCUGGAUCGGUUACUCCUUCAUGAUGCACACCAGUUCCGGAGCUGAGGGGUCAGGACAGGCUUUAUCAUCACCUGGCUCAUGCCUGGAGUCAUUCCGUUCUGCUCCCUUCAUCGAGUGUCACGGGCGAGGGACCUGCAAUUAUUAUGCAAACUCUUACAGCUUCUGGCUCGCAACUGUUGAGAGCACCGAGAUGUUCAGCAAACCGGAAUCAGAGACGCUUAAGGCGGGAGAGCUGCGCACUCGCAUCAGUCGCUGCCAAGUCUGCAUGAAGAAGACGUAAUACAAUCUGAGACUGCCAAGUUGUUCAGCUGUCUCGCAAUCCUCUAAUGAACUAUGGUGCUAUUUCUAUAAUAAAGCAAUAUGACAAUA
This is a messenger RNA of Stegostoma tigrinum, 5337 nucleotides long. Its product is annotated as collagen alpha-5(IV) chain-like. Gene Ontology annotation, cellular component: collagen trimer; basement membrane. The coding region runs from base 230 to 5248 and encodes 1672 amino acids. The record is from RefSeq and is a predicted model, not a curated record. The transcript is spliced from 52 exons. Gene Ontology annotation, molecular function: extracellular matrix structural constituent. Lineage: Eukaryota; Metazoa; Chordata; Chondrichthyes; Orectolobiformes; Stegostomatidae.